AGAGAGAAAAGGCAGUGAAUCAGCAUGAUCAACAUUUCUCUAGACAUGCAGACCGUGUUGGCGGGAGUUGGCAUGGGUCUUCUGGUGUAUUACGUCAUCAAACGAAUGCGAUAUCGUCUGCCACCGGGACCGUGGUGCAUACCACUUAUUGGACAUUACAAAGUUUAUUCCUCUGUUGCAAAGCAUAGGAAAAUUGCUGAGCUUUCCAAGGUAUAUGGUCCAGUGGUACGCUUGUCUUUUGGUCCAGUACCCAUGGUGUUCCUGAAUGAUGUUGAAGUUGUUUUAGAAGCCAUGGUAAAAAAGAAGGCAGAUUUUUCUGGACGACCUCAUUCCCCAUCAGGUGACAUGUUUAGUGGAGGAGGCAAGGGCAUAUUUCUAAGUACGUACUCACCCACGUGGAGAUAUCACAGAAAGAUAGCAGGCAAAGCUAUUAGGCAUUAUUUACAAGGUGAUUUACUUGAGAACAUGAUACAAAACAACAUGAACAAAUUCUUGGAUAAAAUGGCAGAAGAGAAAGAUCCGUUCAUCAUUAGAAAUCAUUUGGAUCUGAUGAUUUUCCACCAACUAUACACUAUUUGUUUUGGAGAGAAGCCAGCCAUCAAUGACCCGGAAGUUAAAACACUUCUGGAAUUAAAUGAAGCGUUGUUUACGGAUUUUGGAGCAGGAGUAUUAGAGGAUGUAGUUCCAUAUCUCAAAGAUGUCUACACUACAGCUAAGUGGAAGAAGCUAUCCAGCAAUACAGACCAACUUUUGGAUAUAAUUCGAGCUAAAUUCAAGCAACACGUGGAUACUUUCGAACCAGGUAUAAAUAGAGACUUCAUCGAUAGCUUACUGAUCGCCAGACAGGAAGCAGAAAAAGAGGGGGAUGAAGCGGCCCUGGAAAUAUUGGACGAUACACGCUUAGUUCUGACAAUAUCGGAUAUAUUUUUUGCUGGAGUAGACACUACCAGAUUUACCAUGGACUGGUUUGUAUACUUUAUGACCAAGCAUCCGGAAAUCCAGUCCAAAUGCCAGGAGGAAAUUGACAGAGUUGUUGGCUCGGAGUGUCCCUCGAUGAAACAUCGUGAUACCCUACAUUUUACAGAGGCAUGCAUGUUUGAGACGAUGAGGCUGGGGAAUUUUAUAGUAAUGGGUUUCCCACACAUGACUAUUUGUAAUUCCCAAGUGGGUGGAUACGACAUUCCUAAAGGCACCACCGUCUUCAUAAAUUUCUGGGCGCUACACCACGACCCUAAAUACUGGAGGGAACCAGAGAAAUUUGAUCCUUAUCGAUACCUUGACGAAAAUGGCAAAUCGAAAACAACAAAACCAGACAGUUGGCUUCCCUUCUCGGCAGGCAGCCGAGUUUGCUUGGGAGAAACUGUCGCCAAACCGGAAAUACUGCUGAUGUGUGCAAAUCUAUUGCAACGGUUUGAUAUUCGUCUUCCAGACGGUGUCAAACCAAACCCUGAAAUCAAAAUUACCGGUUUUGGAAUAGAAUUGCCCUCCGAUUACAAAAUUGUAGUGAAGGAGAGAAUUUAAGUCUUCCAGAUAAACUAUUGUAUUAUAUCAGUGAUAGACUAAAACAACCACAACAGUUAUACCAACAUUCCCUAAUAAUUGGCUUCGGCUUUUAAAAAAAAACAGUGCCAGAAAACGAAACGGUUAUAAUACUUUGAUAAUUCAUUACAAUCAGAUUUACCCCUGAUACGUUAGGGGCUACAAGGAAGUCUGAUCGGUCAACAGGAGAUGCUUACUCCUCCAAGUCACCUGAUUCCACCUCUGGUAUAUCCAGAGAUCUGUGUUUGCCCAACUCUCUAUUUUGUAUUGCUUAUACGAGUUAUGAGAUUGGUCACUGUUGGUUAUCUUCACCUUUCAUAGUAUACGUUUCCCCAGCUAUUAAAGCGUAAUGUAAAUAUUGUUAACAUUCGUUUAUCCUAAUAUACCUGUAAUGUAAGGUGAAGAUAACGAACAGUGAUCAAUCUCAUAACUCCUAUAAGCAAUACAAAAUAGAAAGUUGGGCAAACACGGACCCCUGGACACACCAGAGGUGGGAUCAGGUGCCUAGGAGGAGUACUCAGACCCAACUACUAUUACAUAAAUCAGCAUGUUAAUUACAUAAUUUCAUAUACCAAUGUAAUGCUGUAUGCCAAUGAUAAUUACUGAAGUCAGCAUAUGAAAUACAUGUAUAUCAAUUUAAGCACAUGACAAUGUUAUUAAGGUAACUCCAUACUCAAGAGUUUCAUCUGAUACAAGAUUUAAAAGUGUAUUUAUUUCCAUUUAUCAGAGUUAAAACUGAUAAAUUAUUAAAUAAAAUAUAUAGGUCAUCACACUUUUCAAGAUGCAAGACAUACAUAUCACCGUCAAAAAAUUGCAAUUUUCCUUAAGGAAAGGCCGUACUUUUACGUAUCCGGUUUUAAAUUUUGACUACCGACUAGAAAGUGCCGGUUAUAACUUGUCUUUCUUUGUCUGAUGUUUGUAGUUUACGAGAACUGUAUGAGUCAAAUUUAGCAUUCAAAUGUGAAUCUUCAGAUAUAUUGACCAUACAUUAUUAUAGUGUCAAGUCCUCAUUAGCUCCAAUUGUACAAAACAAUGUAAUAUCUACACUGAUUUCUAAAAGGCUCAUAGCUUGCAAUCUAAGCCUAAACAAGUUAAAACUCAUAUAUAGGUGUGACCCUCACAUUGGGAUUCAACUGUUUUAGUGAGUUUGUGUUUGGUUCAAAGAAACCCAGAAUUACAAAGUCAGCAAAGUAGUUGAAUAUUUGAACUCUUCUUUAUAAGAACUUUCAAGGAACAAAAUUAUUUGUACAUGAGCUGUAAUUACUAGAAUCUACAUGUAUGUUACACUACAUUUAUUUUUUCUAUAGGUAUGAGAUAGCAUGUAUGUAUUUUUAUGUAUGAUAUGAUUGAUAGCAAAUAAAAAAAGAGAGAAAAUAACACACACAAAAAAA
Molecule: messenger RNA, 2930 nt
Organism: Ostrea edulis (European flat oyster)
Lineage: Eukaryota; Metazoa; Mollusca; Bivalvia; Ostreida; Ostreidae
Product: steroid 17-alpha-hydroxylase/17,20 lyase-like
Exons: 10
Coding region: 25-1521 (498 amino acids)
Molecular function (GO): heme binding; oxidoreductase activity, acting on paired donors, with incorporation or reduction of molecular oxygen; monooxygenase activity
Source: RefSeq, a predicted model, not a curated record